CAGUACUGAAUGUCAGGCCACUAGCUCUCUUCAUUGGAUAAACCCUUCUGCUGCCUCUGAAUAAGGGGCUGGAUAUAUGAAGGGUGGCCCAAGGACUGGGCCGAUAAUGGUCAACAAGGCAGAUUCUUAUUGGUUAUUGGCCAGAAACCAGGUGACAGAGGAGCACGGACAGCUCCAACAAGCCACAGGACACACAGUAUGUUGGUUUAAAUCAGCAGGGGUCUGACCAUGGUGGAGGAGAAUAAUAACGGGAUAAACAAAGACACAGACCCUCGUAUUCAGCAGAAUAGACCCGCUUUGUCAGGGGAAUUAAAGAUCAAGAAAAAGAUGAAGCUGGUGCCUCCUUCUCUGGGCAAGUUCAGACCAGUAGUGGGCCAGUGCUGCCACCAGUGUACCCCUGACAGUCUGCGCAAGAAGCUUGAGCAAAACACUUUCCUUGGCUUCAACAACCUGCUGAGUGUCACCGAAACACAGACCAGAUAUCGAGGCUGGCUGGUGCGGAGGUUGUGCUGUGCCUUAUUUGUGAGUGGGUGCAAGGUUUAUGGGAGUCCUGCUAGCGACAGGCUGGACAGAAUCUGUCAAAGUAACAGGGUGACGGAGGUGCUUGCAGCAGACCAUAAAGCACCAGAGGGGGACGAAGGCCAAGGGCAGCUAAGUCGUCUCUCACCAUUUCUUCCCCUCAUUAACACCUGCAUUUCCCCAGGCCUCUUAAGAUUCAUGGGCUGGGUGAUGCUGAAGGUGUUUGCCUGUGUGUUUGGAAGUGUUCAUGUUAACCUCAACCAUCUGUCAGCCUUGCACAAAGCCUCACAAGAGGGCUCUCCGCUGGUUUAUGUGUAUGUGCGUCACAGCGCCAUGGACUGCGCUCUCGUCCCUCUCGUGCUCUUCUGUCACAACCUGAGAGUACCAUACACUGUUUGUCCUCUCCGCAUUAACAACUCCUUCCUAAGAUCAGUCUUACAGAAAAUGGGUGUGAUCCUCCUGCCCUCUUCUGCUUUGACUGAGAUGGAAGCUGAAAUGGACACCCUCUACUCUCCUGUCAUGACUUCUCUGGUACGUGAGCUGCUACAUGAGGGUCAGGCGAUAAGUGUUGGUGUGUCAGCAGAGUCUGGCCAGGGUGGCCAGUGGCUGGCUCGCAUCAGGCAGCUCAUCAAAGAGGGAUCUGUCCCUGAUGUCAGUCUGGUCCCUGUGGGCAUUUCAUAUGACUGCGUGACCAACAUAAAGGUGGGCUUAAAGUCUGCUUUGCAGUGGCUCCUCCGGGGAAAACCGAGUGGAAGCGUGAGGAUCCAUUUCACCAAUCCCUUUUCUCUCAAGGAGAUGUGCGAGUCAGGGAGGUGCAGAGUGGAUGAAUGGCUCCCUCUACAGGACCUGUUGCUUCCAGUUAUCCUCAACAAAAGAGAUAAAUGUGUGUUUGGUAAGAGGCGGACAUCGUGGCUUCUGCCUUCUUCUCAUUAUCCAUCUGCACUUGAAGAACAAGGCUGUCCAGACAGAGACCUCAGCAUUGCUAUCAUCCUCCACCUCAUCUUCUCGGCAACUUCCUGCAUGGCUGUGAUGUCCACCAGUCUUGUGUCCAGUCUUUUGCUGUACAGGCACAGAAAGGGUGUGAGGGCAUCCGUCCUGUGUCGUGAUGUGGCUUGGCUGACAGAGGAAGUCCUAUUCAGAAACAGAGAUGUUGGAUUUGGGGGAAGUUUAGUGGAGGUUGUUCACUACUCGCUCUCUCUGCUCACCCCUCAUCUCAUUAUUGCUGCAGCACCAUCUAGUAAAAACUCUGUCUCCAUUAGGAAAGACCCUCUCAUUGUGCCCCGUCCCUCGUUUGCUGCUACACUUCACCUCUCCCUCCAGGCCCAGACGGUGACACACACCUUUAUACUAGAAGCCAUUGGAGCAUGUGCAGUGUCAGCCAUGCUGUGCGAGGUGGUUUUCAGUGGUGUGAGCAGCCGGGUGAGGACUGAUGGCGUGGAGGGAGAGGAGGUCAAAGGUGACAUGGAGUUUGAUGUGGUGCUCUGCCAGACUGAGCUGACGGAGAGAGCCUUGCAGCUUUGCCAUCUCCUGCCUCCGGGCAUCAUGCCACCCUGUCAGUCUUCCCAGAGUUUUGCUCUGGAUGCUGUCGACAGUCUGGUCCGCUGCGGCAUCUUGAUCAUGGAAGAAAUUCCCAGGGAUAUUCCCAUCUGUGAUUUCUGGAGGAGGGAGGGUGCUCUGACCUGGACUACCAGUGAUGACCCCUAUCAAAGUGACUCUGACUGCGAGGAGAAAGACCUGCACUCAUACAAGAUAAGCCAGCCAAGUCAGUGUCCGGAGAUGCUCUUCUUCCUCUGCAGUAUGCUAGCGGGACAUCUGAGGGCGCUCUGCUGGACCACUGCAGCACUGGACCUCAUAAACACUCCUCUGGCUGAAGCAGAGUUUGUAUCCCAGAUACACUCCUACCUGUGUGAUACUGCAAAUCAGAAAAAACAGCACUAUGAGAGCUGCUCAGAGGAGGCGGCACGUACUGCAGUUAGAACACUAAUAGACCUCGGGGUCAUUUUGGAGGAGCGUCAGACGGGAGGCGUCGUCCUGGGUGUUAGUCCUUUGUUCCAGUUGUCAGAAAACAGGCAGAAGCUGCACCGCUUCAUCUCACAGUACCUCUACAAUUAAUGUGUUUAAAAGAGCAGCGUGAUUCAAGGCCUUGACUCGGCUUUGUUCUGCAACAAAAAACCAAACUCAUCCUCAGUUAAUGUUGGAGGAGCCUCUGUUCUUUAAAAAAAAAAAAAAAGACAGUUAA
This is a messenger RNA of Melanotaenia boesemani (Boeseman's rainbowfish), 2758 nucleotides long. It is a transcript of the gene gpat2, whose product is annotated as glycerol-3-phosphate acyltransferase 2, mitochondrial. The record is from RefSeq and is a predicted model, not a curated record. NCBI's taxonomy places the organism in Eukaryota, Metazoa, Chordata, Actinopteri, Atheriniformes, Melanotaeniidae. Bases 229 to 2631 code for a protein of 800 amino acids. The transcript is spliced from 24 exons. Gene Ontology annotation, cellular component: mitochondrial membrane.